Manacus vitellinus (golden-collared manakin) is the source of this 491-nucleotide messenger RNA. It is a transcript of the gene SH2D1A, whose product is annotated as SH2 domain containing 1A. The coding region runs from base 86 to 454 and encodes 122 amino acids. The transcript is spliced from 4 exons. The record is from RefSeq and is a predicted model, not a curated record. NCBI's taxonomy places the organism in Eukaryota, Metazoa, Chordata, Aves, Passeriformes, Pipridae.
GGCUGAGGGGAGCGCACGGCUGAGGCACAGUUGGAGGCAGCACCGUGCACAGGGAGAGCUCCCUGCGGUGGGAGACGGCCCCGGCAUGGACACGCUGCCCAUCUACCACGGGCGCAUCACGCGGGAGGCUGGGGAGAAGCUGCUGCUGGAGGCGGGCGUGGACGGCAGCUACCUGCUGCGGGACAGCGAGACCAUCCCCGGAGCCUACUGCCUCUGUGUGCUGCAUCAGGGUUAUGUUUAUACCUACAGAGUGUCCCAGACAGAAACUGGAUCCUGGAGUGCUGAGACAGCGCCUGGGGUCCAGCGGAGGCUCUUUCGGAAAGUGCACAACCUCAUCUCGGCCUUCCAGAAACCCAACCAAGGCAUUGUAACACCCCUGCAGCACCCAGUCAUCAACCACAUGAAAGCCAAAUAUUCCCCAGAUCAAAAGUUGAGAAGAAGAAAACUUCUGUGACGUGCUCAGUUACAAAGCUUUUCUGUAGCAGACCUGG